AUGGCAGAAAAGACGCUGCUCCGCAUCGGCUUCGUGCCCGAGCACUUUUCGACGCCGCUACACUUUGCGCAGAAGCAUUUUGGCCUGGAUGCCAAGCUGAUACCCUUCCCCUCGGGCACGGGGCACAUGGUGACUGCGAUCCGCGCCGGUGAGAUCGACAUAGGAAUCGGUCUGACAGAGGGAUGGAUCGCGGGGCUGGGUAAGGAGGGAGUCGAGGGAGAUGGAGGUUACCGUCUUGUGGGAACCUAUGUUGAGACGCCUCUGUGCUGGGCUAUCUCUACCGGGGCUGACAGGCCUGAAAUCACGUCCGUCUCGUCCCUGGCCGGUCGUCGCAUUGGCGUGUCGCGCAUCGGCUCGGGCAGCUACGUCAUGGGCUUUGUGCUUGCCGACCAGCAGGGUUGGCUGUCGUCGUCGACCCCGUUCGCAGACACGGUGGUGCUCAACACAUUCGACAAGCUGCGCGGCGCCGUCAACUCGGGCGACGCAGACUUCUUCAUGUGGGAGCACUUCACGUCUAAGCGGUACUACGACAACGGGGAGAUCCGCCGCGUGGGCGACAUCUACACGCCUUGGAGCAGCUGGAAGAUUGUCGCGUCGACCGCCCUCACCAAGGGUGAACUAGACCCCCGCGUCCAGGACCUGUUCUCCAAGCUCGACAAGGGCAUCGGCCACUUUAACGAGAACCAGGAAGAGGCCGUCCAGUACAUCUCUACCAGCCUCGACUACUCUGAGGCUGAUGCGCGUGAAUGGCUGUCCACUGUCGAAUUCCCGGCUACGACCAAGGGCGUCAAGCCAGAGGUUGUGGACAGCUGCGUGUCUAUCCUGCGGAAGGCGGGUGUCCUCGUCGAGGGCAAGGGGAUGGACCCGUCUGCCAUGACGUACCAGUAG
Messenger RNA from Geosmithia morbida, 888 nucleotides. RefSeq lists its product as uncharacterized. Bases 1 to 888 code for a protein of 295 amino acids. The record is from RefSeq and is a predicted model, not a curated record. NCBI's taxonomy places the organism in Eukaryota, Fungi, Ascomycota, Sordariomycetes, Hypocreales, Bionectriaceae. The transcript has 2 exons.